CCUUCAGAAUUAAGUUGACAUCCUCUCUGUACCACAGUAAAUGUCCGAAUAUAUUUAUUAGUAAAAUACUAGUUGAUUUUUGGCCAUUAAAGAUGCUUUAAUAUGGAUUCCUGUAGCAGGCAAGGUCUUAGACUCAACAACCUAAUUGACAGUAUGAGAGUAUGUCAUAGGGACUCCGAGAAAGUGACCACUGCAGGAGGGCAAUUAUAUUUAGUACAUCAUUUACAGCAAUUCAUAUCCUUUGUAUAAUGACAUCUUUACGCAUGAGUUUGAUGCAAACUGCCAUGAAUGAGAUCAUUUGUAUUAUUUGACAAUACUAAGCGAUGAUGUAAUUCACCAUGAAUGACAAUGCAGUUUAAUGGACAUUUGGGAGUAACAGAUACCUCCUUCUCCCCACUGGUUGGUAAAAUUGAGGCUUACUUGUAGCUUUACCAGCCAGUCAUUUAACAAUUGCAUUAUAGGUUUUAAAGAAACCUUCCAAAAAUUUAGAUCGCGUUCCAAAAAGUGCAUCUGUGCAGUUUUGAUUUUAGGAAUCUUUCCCUUUUAGGAGUCCUCCUCCUAGGAGAUGCUUACAAUAUGAGGCAUCCUCUGACAGGCGGAGGAAUGACUGUUGCUCUGAAUGACAUCAAGAUUUGGAGGUGUUUGCUGCAGACCAUUCCGGACCUGUAUGAAGACUCUGCUCUAUUGCAAGCCAAGAAGACCUUUUACUGGACAAGAAAGAAGUCUCAUUCCUUUGUUGUGAAUGUUCUUGCUCAGGCGCUUUAUGAAUUAUUUUCUGCAACAGAUGAUUCUCUGCACAAGCUAAAGAGAGCCUGCUUUCUUUAUUUCAAGCUUGGGGGCAAGUGUGUAUCUGGUCCAGUUGGAUUGGUUUCCAUUUUGUCACCGAAGCCCUUUGUCCUGAUUGGCCACUUCUUUGCCGUUGCCCUCUAUGCCACUUACUUCUGCUUCAAGUCGGAAUCUUGGAUCACCAAGCCCCGGGCCGUUUUCAGCAGCCUCGCGGUGAUGUACCGGGCUUGCUCUGUCAUAUUUCCACUUAUAUAUUCUGAAAUGAAAUACCUCAUCUACUGAAUACAAAGAGGCAGAGAGACAGGAAGAGGAACCGCUUGGAUUUCUUCACGUCUUCCAGAUGUGUCUUGUCUCUUAAGUCAAAAUGACAACAGCAGCAACAGAGCGGUUCUGCUUGGUAUGCGCUGUUGGCACGAGAUCUUGCAGUGGUGAUUUGAGGUUUAUAAGCACAUAGAUAAUCUUGUCAAACAAGAGUAGAUAAAAAAGCAUUCUAAACUAUGGGAGGGGGGGGUCACAAAAGUUACUUCUGAAAAUAAUUGUCUAGCAUAUUGGGGGGGAGGUUUGGCAGACUGUCAAGCUCUUCCCUUUCCUUGUCCCUCUGAUUUUUGAGGCCAGGACUUAAAAUAUUAAAUAAUGAUAUCUCUGGAGCUACUGCUUUGGACUAUGGGCAUAUGUCCAGAGAUCACAGCUUAGAAAUCCCCCAAACUCAGCACAUUUGUUUUCUAGUCAUAUCGACUUUGCCUUAUUUCCACCUCCAUGUGCUGGCUGACCAGCUCCUCUUCCCUCUGUUUCCCUCUACUUUUCUUGGGAAAGAAACAGGAGUUUGUCCAGCCUCUUAAUAGUGUCUUACAACAAUGGCAAUCACAUGUCUGUAUGAAAUUCAAGUUAUGGGUCAUCCUGCCAGGAGAUGACAUACCUAAAAUUCAUGAUGUUGCUCAUGUUAGGAUGGUAAACCAGACAUGGGCUAUACUGUACUGCCUGAGGCUGCAGGUAGAAACUGGCUUAUCUAAAUGACCUUUCAUACCAAAUUCACUUUGUAGAGAAAUCUGAAAAACUAUUUUCCCUUGCAUCUUGUUUUUUAAAAAAUAUAGGGAUUUAUUUAUUUAUGGAGGAAUGCUUAAUACUGUUGAGCUUUCCCUUGCAGUCUGAAAUGAUAUAGCCCAGGGCUUACCCCCUCAGGAAGAACAAGCCAAUCCUGGAAUUUAUGUAAUGACAGCAGUGAAUCUUUGAUGCCUUCAUAUUGCUGGCUUAAUUAGAACUGCCCGUUUUGAAGGGUUAGGAGUAGGGAACCUACGGUCUUCAAAAUGCUGCACUACAGCUUUCAUAAGUGAUGGCUGGGGCUGAUGGAAGUUGGAAUCCCAACAUUUCAUUAGGGCAAGGUGGAUGGGAGAGGGGAAAUUAGUGCAGAGUGAGGGGUGAUGUCUGUGGAUGGCACAGUCUCCAUUCUGUUGUGUUUCUGGGGAGAGAGUCAAGCGUCAUGAUAAACUGAAUGAUUUAGCUAUUAGGUAUACUGAGAUAAAUGGGGUAUGUGUCUGUGUUCUCACACACACACACACACACACUUGUGUAUGUUACCUUGUACAAAUAAAGUUUCUAAAAGAUACUUGCAACAAACACUUUCAGCUAUUAUAACAGAGAUCGCUAAAAUGCCAGUUCUGGCAAUAUAAAUGGCCCUGCCCUGUUAUGUUAAUAAAAUAAAUGAAACUAAGAAGGGCAGUUCAAUCAAUUUAAUAAAGCAUCUGCAGCUCUUACAUGUGUAUUUCUUCACUGAUAUUUUCUGGUGUUAAGCUUUUCUGUCAAGUAAAAUGUAAACAUAUAUUCAAUAAACAUACUUUGUUUUUGUUUAAGUUCUGGUAAAUAUUCUAGGGAUCUUUUCCUUUUUAAAAUUAUCUUCCAUUCGUUUGCAGAAGGAAGGGGAACCGUCUUCUGACAGGUCCAAAAGCAUUCUUGGGGGUGGGUGGCUAUAAGAGGUUUGCUUGGUUUUUAAGUGGGUGUCAGGAGUAAGCAGCACCAAGAAAAAAAAA
Molecule: messenger RNA, 2810 nt
Organism: Python bivittatus (Burmese python)
Lineage: Eukaryota; Metazoa; Chordata; Lepidosauria; Squamata; Pythonidae
Source: RefSeq, a predicted model, not a curated record